AACAUAUACCGUAUUUUGAUGGUUAACUCGGCUGACGAAGCAGUUAUGAAGAUCGUGGGUGAGGUGAAAGUUGGGCGUCACCAAUUUGGGGUUUCACUCUGUUUAGUCUUCCAUGAUGUUGUGCUCUGUAGUAUUGAACGAGAUUUCGGAACGCACAACCAGCUUCGAUCGUGGACAUGAGCACAGCUCAGUCGAAAAUCGUUUUUCGUCGACUAUCAAAGCCGUUGCCAAAAUGACUGAAGAAUUCCAUAGCGUGGAAAAGGCUCUGAGUGAGCAUUUGCCGCCACGGGAGUGGCAACAAGUCCAAAGGAUUCUAUACGGGAAGGCACUAAAGCCCCUGGAGCUUGGACCUAAAAUCGAAGGAGCCGCCCAAGAGCAAGAUUAUGAAGUAUCGGGCUAUCGAUUCGAGGCGGCCUCCGAACAACUUCGAUCGCCUCAAAUUGUGCGCGUGGGUCUGAUCCAAAAUCAGAUUGUUCUCCCCACCACAGAGAGCCUGGAAAAGCAAAGAAGUGCCAUUUUUCAUCGGAUGGGUCAAAUGAUUGAUAAUGCAGGACAGGCUGGGGUUAAUAUCGUAUGUCUGCAAGAGGCUUGGACCAUGCCUUUCGCUUUCUGCACCCGAGAAAAGUCCCCCUGGUGCGAGUUUGCUGAAGAUCCAUAUGAUGGCCCCUCCACUCUUUUCUUAGCUGAGUAUGCCAAGAAAUACAAUAUGGUGAUCAUCUCUCCGAUUUUGGAGCGCGAUCGGAAUCAUGGCGAGGUCUUGUGGAACACGGCCGUGAUCAUCUCCCACACGGGCGAAGUCCUCGGCAUCACCCGGAAGAACCACAUUCCUAGAGUUGGAGACUUCAACGAAUCAACUUACUACAUGGAGAGCACUCUCGGACAUCCUGUGUUUGCCACCAAAUAUGGACGUGUAGCUGUUAACAUUUGUUAUGGUCGACAUCAUCCACCCAAUUGGAUGAUGUAUGGCGUCAAUGGAGCCGAGAUCGUUUUCAACCCCUCAGCGACGGUGGGAGCGCUAAGUGAGCCCAUGUGGGGCAUUGAAGCUCGAAAUGCCGCAAUAGCCAAUAGCUAUUUCACGUGUGCGAUCAAUCGGGUGGGCACAGAGGAGUUUCCCAAUGAGUUUUCCUCGGCCGAUGGAAAACCGGCUCAUCGGGAUUUUGGGCAUUUCUACGGAUCCAGUUAUGUAGCGGCUCCAGAUGGCUCUCGAACCCCGGGUCUGUCUCGAGUGAAAGAUGGGCUCUUGAUAGUGGAGAUGGAUUUGAACUUAUGCCGCCAAGUCAAGGACAAAUGGGGCUUUCGAAUGACCCAACGCCUAGAUGUGUAUGCCGAAAGCCUAACUCGAGCCAUCCAACCGGAUUUUGAGCCACAGAUCAUUCGUGGAAAGUUGUGAAACGAUCCACAGAUGCUUCUGAUCAAUGCCUGUCCAUGAGAUUCGACGACAACCAAGCAAAUAAAAAAAAACUUAAAUAUAA
Molecule: messenger RNA, 1472 nt
Organism: Tigriopus californicus
Lineage: Eukaryota; Metazoa; Arthropoda; Copepoda; Harpacticoida; Harpacticidae
Product: beta-ureidopropionase-like
Exons: 8
Coding region: 113-1390 (425 amino acids)
Molecular function (GO): beta-ureidopropionase activity
Source: RefSeq, a predicted model, not a curated record